GCGCGGCUGCGACGUUACGUUUAUUUUCGUCAGACUGGAAAAAUAUUACAACUUAGUCGCAUUUCAUUGGAUUUAAUCGAUUUAUUCAAAUAGUCCAAAGCAGUCCAAAUUAUGCAAUGGUGUAGAUCAAAUUAUGCAAUAGAUAGAUCCCAGAUUACCAAAGAAGACUGGACCUCACCAACACUGUACUAGAACGAAGAUAACCGAAGAUCACGCCGCUUUGCCCGCGGUCGCUGUCCCUACUUUUCAUUUUGGCCGUUCUCUGACUCUGAGAUAGGUAUUUUACAGAGAAACAGGAUGGAUGAGGAUGGGCUACGGCAGAGGCAAACAGGCGCUGCCAGAGAUGAUACUGAGCCACUCCUACACUCAAGGACUCAGGCCAGACAGCCAAUGUCAUUUUGGGAAUCCAUCAAGGCCAGCAUGGUGCUAUCUCUUGUAGGGAUAGCUAUCUUCUUUGGUGGUAUCGGACUGCAGUUUUGGAAUGAGGGUCGGGCGGUGGAGCGCGCCAAGGCGCUGUCGGAGGGUCUGAGCAGCGCUGUGCCGCUGAGCGCCCCGCAGCGGCCACUGCCAGAGAACGACGGCCGCCUGGUGCACUUCACGGCGCAGCUGGAGGUGCCGCAACCGCUGACCGAGCCGCGCUACGGCGUGGCUGUGGCCGCCGUCAAGCUGAAGCGGCGCGUCCAGAUGUACCAGUGGGUGGAAGAACAGAGCAGCAGGACAGUGGAAACGGCCGAUGGACAACAAGUGGAGACGUCGUACAAUUACUACAAAACAUGGAAAGACAAACUGGUGGACAGUUCGUCGUUCAACUCGCCGUUCAAUCACGAAAACCCAAAGACGAUGCCGCUCGAGUCUCGGAUCCAGGAGGCGCCCGUGGCGCACCUGGCCGGUUUUCUGGUGACCGAGGAGCUGCGCCAGCUGCUGACGCGCUUCACGGUGUUCGCCUCUGACGAGCGACCGGCCGACCGGAGCAUCAAGCUGCACGGCGACAUCUUCUACCACUGCGACAACAUCGAGUCGCCUGCGGUGGGCGACAUGCGCGUCCAGUUCGCCUACGCUGGGAAGUCGGGAGACACGGUGAGCGUGGUCGGUAAGCAGGAGGGCGACCGUCUGGUGCCGUACCGCACCUCCAACGGCCACCAGCUGCUGCUGCUGCAGCCGGGCCGGCGCACGCACCACGACAUCUUCGCCGACGAGCUGUCGUCGAACCGGGCGCUGACUUGGUGGCUGCGCGGCGCCGGCUGGCUGCUCACAUUCGUCGGCCUCAGCUGCCUCACCAGCCUGCUCAACGUGCUCGUGAGCCGGUUCCCGGUGGUGCGCGAGGUGGUGGCGCUCGGCGUCACCUCGCUCAACUUCAGCGUCUCGGUGGCCGUCUCGCUGGCCACAGUGGCCGUCAGCUGGCUGUGGUUCCGGCCGCUGGUCGGUGUCGGCCUGCUGGUGGCCGCCGCGCUGCCCGUCCUCUGGCGCUGGCGCUGGGCAGACGCCGACCAGUGGGAGCCGCGCCCGCCACGGGUCACCGUCACACGGCCCCGCGGCCUGUUCAGGAGUCAGCGCGCACCGCCCGCCGCAGCCGCAGCCGGAGCCGCCGCCGCCCAGCCGCCGCCGUACGGCUGGAGCGUGCCGUCCUGAUCACGGCGCUGCUGGAGGUCGGUGCCAGUCAUGGGUGCCGUCCUGAUCACGGUGCUGCUGGAGGUCGGUGCCAGUGGGCGCCGUCCUGAUCACGGCGCUGCUGGAGGUCGUUGGUGGAGGGGAGGUCUGUUCUGGGCGGCUGGUGGCGGCAGGGUGCUGUCUCGGUUGGUUUCUCGGGUCCGAAGCAGUAUGACGGGUCGCUGGUUCCCGGUAGGCGCAGGGCCUUAUAGUGAGGUGCGGUAAUGUGUCGUCUAUGCCUUGUCUCGUGUACUGAGUCGUGCAGUGCUAGACAAGUUACGGAAGAACAGCCAAAGAAAGGGCAGUCGAGUUGUUUGUGAUUCCUAGAAACGUAUUUAUAGUGUUUAUACAGCAGCUCUCAAGUGCCAAAUGGGCUUAGUGGUAAGCUCAUAAACGGUUCAUAGAUAGCGAGACGUACUGCAUGUCUAUUGUCGAUAUAUCGAUAAAUCAAGACUUGAAUCUAUUUCAUGUAUGGUUACCUGGCAUAUGGAAUCCAGGCUCUCUUCGCGAUCCUCAGCUUGAUGAACUUUGUUCUGAUAUUACACUUGUAUCAUUAAAUAUUGUGCUCAUUUGCAUCUUUUCACCAUUUGUAUCGUAAAUGCAUAAGCAUUGAGACUGUAAGUCGUUAAUUUUAAGCGUGGGCUUUUUUGUAUACCAAUUACCAACGUCAGACGUUAAACGAUUCCAUGUCGCAGUGGUGGUUAUUUAUUGUCCAAUUUGAGCAUUCAAUACCGUAAGGUAGCCCAAGGUGAGUUGUUUUCCCGUCCUUCAUGCUUGGAUGGGGCCAGUCAAAGGAUGCACGGUUAGUGGUUGUGAUGGGGUAUGGUAUUGCCUCAAUACACCGCAUUCGAAAUGA
Amphibalanus amphitrite is the source of this 2503-nucleotide messenger RNA. RefSeq names its product transmembrane protein 43 homolog. The record is from RefSeq and is a predicted model, not a curated record. The coding region runs from base 298 to 1629 and encodes 443 amino acids. Lineage: Eukaryota; Metazoa; Arthropoda; Thecostraca; Balanomorpha; Balanidae. The transcript is spliced from 7 exons. Gene Ontology annotation, cellular component: nuclear inner membrane. Gene Ontology annotation, biological process: nuclear membrane organization.